This is a messenger RNA of Pygocentrus nattereri (red-bellied piranha), 1345 nucleotides long. RefSeq lists its product as uncharacterized. Gene Ontology annotation, cellular component: membrane. Lineage: Eukaryota; Metazoa; Chordata; Actinopteri; Characiformes; Serrasalmidae. The transcript is spliced from 7 exons. The record is from RefSeq and is a predicted model, not a curated record. Bases 151 to 882 code for a protein of 243 amino acids.
AAAGCUAUGCUAUGAAUGUGUGUAUGAGCCAUGACCCCAGGACAGGAGGCUCAGUGCGGGGAAGGAAACGCCCACUAGCGGUUUUCUCACAGAAAACUAGCUAAAUCCGAGUCGAAGGGCGAUAAAACAUCUCUGGCUGAAGAAAGCAGGAUGUCGCUGAUGAUCUCCAGAGCCGAGGGGGUGACCGUGUUCACCGUCACCUCCAACCCCAAAAGCAAGUGGCCGCUGCUUUGCCAGCUUCUGGGCACCUUGUGCUACAGUCCGGUCUGCUCUGUGUCUCAGAGCUUGAAGCAGAAGAUGGGCAGGACUCACACAGUUCUGGGGACUCUACAGAUUCUGUUUGGAAUACUCAACGUGGCCAUUUGGUCUAUCUUCACAAAAGGUCCCUUCUUCACUUAUGUUUGGGCCAGCGUCUUUUGGUUUGGUGGAGUGUUAAUUGCAGCUGGAAUUAUAUGCAUCCUUGCUAACAAGUUUCCCAGUCCAUGCCUGGUUUGCUUUGUGGUCCUGGUGAAUCUAGUCAGUGUUGGACUGGCUAUAACUGCGAUUGUGUUCUGCUCAGUGGAGUUGAGACGGGUGUAUUUCCAUAUCCACUGUAACCCACCUGAUUAUUCAUAUGAUCGAACAACAGCAUCUCCUCUGAAGAGAGCUCAGAUGAAUGAGCUGCUGAAGGAAUGUGAGAAUUUCCAGGAAUUGGUGAAGUUUAUGGGGGGAGGAGUGCACGUCAUGAUGCUCGUGUUUGCCAGCCUUCAAAUUUGUCUCUCUAUCAGCUCGUCUGUUCUGAGUCUGAAGGCUCUGUUCAAGAAGAAGAAAGGAGAUGAAAUGGAGGAUCCUGAAUGUUUCAAGCCCCUUGUGGAGGAAGGCCUGACCAGCCCUACAUGCUAAACACUUUCAAUCCCCAUAAUUCACGUAAUUCCAGAAUUUCUGUCCAGAAAUUUCCACUUUCCUUUAGUCUCUGUGUUCUGUGAUGUUCUAUAUUCUAAUGAGAGACAUUAUUAUUACUGUGAUCUUCAUUAUGAUGCUCUCUUAACAAUCUGUUCUCUAAAGGAUCUUUACUAAAGACGUAAAGUGUUAUAUGGAACUACGACAACCUUUUCAUGCAUAAACAGAUCUUUGCUUUAUUAAAUGUUUCUUCUCUCUGUGGCAAAACCUGCAGUAUGUGGUUCUUUAGAGAACCCUUUAAAUGGUCAUAUACAGCACCAUAAGCUUUCUGCCGUCAUAGAACCUUUUAUGGGACUGUAUAGAGCUGUUUUUGCUGGCUCUCACAUUUUAAUCUUUCACAUGUGCUGCGUAUGUGUAACCACGAUUUCAUGAACUUGAAUAAAGAAGAAACGAAUAUUCUUCUGUA